This is a messenger RNA of Amoebophrya sp. A25, 438 nucleotides long. Lineage: Eukaryota; Dinophyceae; Syndiniales; Amoebophryaceae. The record is from the annotation of a GenBank genome assembly.
AAUAAAAACGAAGCUAGAGUAUUAGCCCCAGGCCAGAGCGGUCAUCAACCGUCAGGUGCAGAAAAUUACGAUUGCAAGUAGUUUCUUCUGUACUUUUGAAUAGUUUCGCUUUUCUUUCUCCUUAAUGUUGACCUUGUCCGUGUCGCUUGGUGUCUAUGUCAUGCGGUUCUACGUUCGCAAUCCGAAAUGAUUUGAAGAUCUCUACUUUCACGCCACUUCUAUCAAAAAUUAACUUGAGUCUUACUUGCAACAACUGUAGUAACUAAGAAUGACCAUGCAAAUUAUUUAGAGUAACUGUCUAAUUAGCAUGCUACUCAACAUUACCAACAACCAUCCCAGAAUCAUCGCAGCCAGUAGUGAGGCAGAUGCCAGCUCCAUAUCCAGACACUGCGACGCCAAGGCUUUCGCUCCAAAGUGGAUUACAGCACGGAGCUUCUA